AUGAUUUCAUACGUGGAGUGUCUGGGUGGUGAGGGGGCGGGGCCUGGUGUGGGGUCGCGCUGCUGGAACACGGACCCUGAUGAAGAGCGAGAUGAGCUUCUUCCACGCAAGAUGGCCGCCCUGCAGCCCAAGACGGGGGGCAGCCUGCGUCGGCGCCUUCUCAGCGCCAGAAUCCACCAGCACCACGACGCUAUCUAUGGGCUGAAUGCAGGUGGUGGCGGCAGGCUGGGGGCGCCCUCAGGUGGCAAAAAGCCCCUCCCACCUCACCCCCAGUAUCCAGGCAACAACCCUUGGUACCGCCACCAGCACCUUCCUUACGGACCGCACGUUCACCCUUCUCUUCCCCCGGAGGCUCAUGGGAAACCUUUCCUUGCUCCAGAAUCUUAUGCAAAACCCAACCCGCAGUCCCCGCCCCUUCAUGUGCCGCGCUCCAGUGUCCUCACCCAUUGGAGCCGGACUGCUUCUAGCCCGCCGACUCCGGAGCCCCGGCCCGGCUACACCCUGCACAUCCCCUCGCCUCUCACCACCUCACCCUCCUUCAGUGAACCGGAAGUGCCACCACAGUACCGUUACCGGCCCACCAAGACCCGCCGGACUGGAAUCUUCUCCUUAAGACCACGGCGAGGACGAAGCACUGGUCUGGAUGCCACGCAGACCACGCCCCUUCUGCAAAAAGCAGGGGACAAAGACAGUAGGUGGUCUGUUCACUACACUACCCAGAAGCCCCAGCAGGGUCUGCUCUUCAUCCCCGGGAAGAGACGAACAGGCAGCGCUGAUGAUCUGCAAGCAUGUAAUGGGCUGACUCAGCAUGGCUACAGCUCUCAGCCCCACCCACAGAGUCCGUCCUCCUCUGGGCUCGACCAAUCAGAGGGCAGCUCGAGACGCAGACGGUGGAGGGACAAGAGCAGGAAGAUGUCCUCAGCUUUCUCAGAUGAAGACGAGAGGUUCAUCUUGAACAACAUGCGACCUAUGACCCCACUGGUCCUCAACCCCGUCCACCCCACCUCCUGCUGGGAUGUCUUCGCUCCCGCCUACGAGCCAACAAUUGAUGUGGAGGUGGAGCCGAGCCCCCGGCUUCCAACACCGGAGGAGAGAAUGAGGCAGCAGGCCGAGACAGUCGCCGCUGACAUCGUCCCUAUCAAUGUCACAGGAGAAAGUUUUGAUCGUCAGGCCAGUUUUCGAAAGACAGCUUCCAACGCGGACUCAUUAUCCCGACGACCCCGCAACCUGAGCCGCCGUAAGACGGUUACUGGGGUUCCUAAUAAUGUCAGCCAGAAGACAGACUCACCUCCAGCCUCUUUGGUUCGUCCCACUCAGUCCUCCACAGUUGGUCGACCUGCCUCCUGCACACCUGACCACCAACAGAAUAACACAGAGACGGAGAAGGGAGGAGUCAGAGAGGAGGGGCAGUCAUCAGCGAGGAGGAUCCGAGCUCCAAGAGGAGAGGGGUUGUCCAGCCUCAUGGCCUCCCUGACCGCACCCUCCUGCCACAACCACUUCUCCUCAGGAGUUCACAACCUCCCCCGUCUGUCAACCAACUCCUCUCUUAGCUCUGAGGCCAGCUGUAACAGCACCUCCUACAGGACACUCAGCGCUUCCUCAUCUUGUUGCCAGGAGGGUUUCCCCAGCGACCUCCAGCCCUUGCUGCCCUUUGACCCCACUGCCAGAGUUAUCCCGCAGUCUCCUUCCUCCUCCUCCUCUUCUUUUCCUUCCUCCCCCAGCCAUGCCCUCCCAUCAGAUUGGUCUUACCCCAGAGAAACCCUGAAUGACGCUGCUCGAAGUUCCCCUUCCUCCUCCCACUACCUCUCCUGUUCCUCUCUCGCAGACUCAGAGUCUCAGUCUAGCUACCAGGCUCUGGAGGACCAGACCACCACCCAGCAGCAACGCUCCUACAACGGGGAGGCAUGGAGCUACCAGCCCCUCUCCCCCAGCUCCAGUGUCCACAGCAGCCAGACUGGAACUGACUGGAACAGCAUCACCCAGGAGAUGAGAUGUGUCUCUGGAGAAGACUUGAACUUUGAGCCCCUGCUCUCCUCUGGUUGCUCUACUCCAUCUCAGACUGACACCAACUCUUUGUGCUCAGAAAGAAUCACCUCCUCUCUCUCACUGAAUCGGGAGAAAAGGAAGCACAGCACUUCCUCCUCCUACUCUCGCAGUGUCACCCACAGCAUCUCUCUCUGCAAGUCCAAGCGGCCACCCGCUCCACCAUUGCGUUCUGACUCUCUGAGGCGUCGUCCAGGAAGGGGAAAGACCUCUCGCUCCUCCUCCAGUCCCCGUCUGGAGCAGAGUCCCCGUCUGGAGCAAAACUUCCAGCGGACACCCACAUCAUCUCCUCAGAUCUUCCAUGACCCCUGGGUGCCUAGGAGCAACACCAAGAGGCGCCCAAGUGGGUUUAACUGUGGGACAGUAACAACCUUUGAACCUUUAACCCCAGACUUCCAGGAGGCAACUCCAGUCGACUACCUUCCUCCUGAGCACCUCCCACCAAGCCCUGCCGACUCCCUUGCUCACGUCCCUGGAUCUCCAGGCUCAGAGGAGGAAGCACUGAGAUUCACUCUCAACCCUCAACCAGCUGCCUCCUCCGUGGCCGGGCUGCAGCGCCUUGCUUCGCCCUCCAGUGGCUACUCUAGCCAGUCCAACACCCCCACUCCUGGUACUCCUGUGUCAUCCCCUCUCACCCCCUCAUCCCCUCUCACAGCAAGCCCCGGAGCAUUCAACCUCCCCCCAAGCUCCCCCUUUUCCUCUUUGCCUCUUGCCGUCUCUUCCCUGCCCAGGACGAAGUGUCGGGAUGAAGGGAGGCCAAAGCCACCAGUGCCAGAGAGGAAGUCAUCACUGUUCUCCUCCCUGUCCUCCUCAUUUUCCUCCACCUCUUCCCUCUCCUCCUGCACCUCAUCGGACUCCUCUGCCAAGCAUCCUCUUCUUCCUGCUCCACCUCCUCCUCCUCCUCUACCAAAAUCUCCUUCACCUCCUGUCUUCUACUCUCACAUUCGCGAGUCUCCACCUUUCACCAGACUCUCUGCUGCUCCUCCACCUCCACCUUCAACUCUUCCUCCCCCCCCUCCUCCACCCCCACCUCCUCUCCCACCUUCAUCCCUACCGGUUCCUCCUCCUCUUCCUCCUCCCAUUCGGCCUCCUCCUCCUCCCUAUUCCUAUGCCAUCAGACAGACUUCCCACCAUGCUCUGGUGUCCAUGAUGUCAUCAUCAACCAACUUCCCUCCUCCCCCAACUUCCCCACCUCCUCCUCCAUCAGAACUCCUAGAAUUACCAUCUGCUAACCUUUCUCCUCCUCCUCCACCACCACCACCUCCUCCUCCUCUCCCUCCUCUCUCCCCAUCACCUGCCACCAUAUUCUCCCUGCCAGGCCUUGGACAGUCUCCAAACCGCUAUUGUAAAAUAGCCACGCCCCUCUCUCCCCUGGUCACUGCCCAAGCAUUGCAGGAUAUCAAGCUUCGCUCUGUCAAGAACGCCAUGCCAGCUAAUGUUGCAUCUACUAAUGAAGAUCUAUCAGGCAAAGAAGCUAAUCCAGCUGGCGCUGUCUUGGCUAAUGCUAAUCUUGAUAGCCGGGCCAAGAUAGAUGGAGCUGUGUGUGAUACAGUUAACAAUGAUGCUAACAUAACUAGUGCUUCAGUGGGUAAUGCUAGUUAUCAGAGCCCAGCCAACCUUGAUGCACAGAAACCUGGACCAACAUUAGAUCCCAAACUCACAAACAGUGAUGUGACGACGCCCAACGAUGAGUCAUCUGAUGAUAAUUGUCAGAGUCUACAGGGCGUUGUUGCUCGUUCAGCUACCAGGAGACACUCUUGGUCAAAGCUGAUAAAUGAUGGAACUCAGGACUUCCAGUACUAUGAACAAGAGAAGGGAGAUUCGGACAUGUAUGCUACACUGGCAAACAAUCCAGAAUCCAGUCCUGACAGCCCCUGGGUUAAACUGUCUCCAGCUACUGACAGAAAACACAUUAAUGAAACUAUCCAAUGUCCUACUUUACAACUACAACAACAACAACAGUUGACGGAUACAGUGUUAGCAAAUGCUGAGCUGACUGAGUCUGCAGAAAAACUGGAGAGUGCUGAGGAUGUUUGGCACACAGACUCUUCAUACUGGACCCUCUCUGGAACAAAACAAGAGUCUCUUGGAGAAAGCAGAACAAUACUGUCAGAGAGCAAAGACAAAGAGGAGACAAGCGACAAGAUUAAUUCAAAAAGGUGGAGUCACAGUGCAGCUGACAGAGUAUCCACACCAUACAGUGAUUUAAAACAGAGGAACAGGGUCUGUAAGCCGGGUAGCCCGAUGAAGCUCCGCUCCCCAGAGAAGCCGAUCCUGCCAAAGAAGCCUGAUCUUUGCAUUCUGGGUCUCACAGCUUCCCCUGAAUCCAGACAAGGACAAGAUGGGUGGAAGAGUGAUGGACAGAUCACAGUGACCACUCCUGGGCUUCCACAGCUUCCUGUUGAUCCCUCCUGCAAUCCAUCACCACUAACAAAGCACUCAACACACACCUUCGUCAACAAAACAAGAAUACCUGGUGAAUCAACUUCACCUGCGCACUCAAUGAAUUCUUCUUCUUCACCUGCUGACAUCACCACACUGUCACCUGUCUGCUCCCCUCACAGACAGAAGCCACCAAUUGUGCACAAGAAGCCAGAUCUCUCAUUGAGUUCACCCAAAACAAGCAAACCACUCUCUGCCUCAGGAGGAGAGCCAUCCAAUGUUGUGGAUAAUGCAAGGGCUGAUGACACUUUCCGUGGGACUGUUGGUGCCUCAGAGAUCAUGGGUAGCUCAGAGAACCUGAGUAUUAAAGUGGCUCCAAAGACUAUAGAUGAAACCAUAACAACUUUCGAGAACUGCAGUACCUCAGGAACUUGGGGAACCUUGGAGAAUUGCAGCACCUUUGGUAACUCUGGAGUUAGUUCAACCAAGACAAGGGGCGCCCAGCGUGGAGCAACAGACCCCUGUGAUGCUGGGUCAGUACUUGAUGAGAGGACAUUUCACAAGAGGAUGAUGAGGUCAGCACUUGCUGAAGAUGAGGAAGACCAGAAGGAGAGGAUGAGGACGAUGAUGAUGACGACAUCAUCUACCACAAGGAAGAAAGAAAAGGCAAGGAAGAGGAGGAAGAGGAGGCAACUACCAAUGAUGUCAUCCACCUUGGAGCCCUCUCCCUCUUCAUCUUCGUCAUCAUCAUCUUCAUCAUCUUCUUCCUCAUCUGGAGAUGAACGAGAUGUGGGGAAAGAGAGAACAAAGCAGAGGAGUGGGAGGGUGAGGAUGAUCAAAGUGUGUCAUCAAGACACGAGUGACUCUGAAAGCUCCUGCACUCUGAUUGGUCAGAGCAAGUACUCUCUAAACAGUGCGCUGUCCACUGACAGCCUGCAGGGGGAGCUGUCGCUGCCAGACCUCCUGAUACAGGAACCAGAUGAAGAAGAGGUGGGAGCUGACAGGAGAAAUCAGAGAGUGAAAGAGGCCCGUGGACCUCCGGAGGCUGACGUGUUUGUAAGUGUUUCGGCAGAUCAGCUGUUUGUCUCCGGUCGACCACGAACAACGGAGGAUUUAUUCGCCGUCAUCCACAGGUCUAAGAGGAAGUUGCUUGGAAGAAGGGAUUCAGAAGAUGGCAGACAUCAUUCCUCCUCCUCCUCCUCCUCCUCCUCCUCCUCCUCCCCUCCCGUCACUCCCACUGCCUCCCUGUCCGGCCUGAAACCAAAAGUCAAAAGUCGAAGAAGCGAGAGCUUCAAAGCUCUCCUGCUGAGGAAGGGGAGUCGCUCUGACUCGUCUUCUCGUAUCUCAGCUGUCGAGCGGCUGAGCAUCGUCGGAGCUCUUCCCAACCUCCCAACGAGUGUGACGUCACUGCCGACGCCACCUGAACCCACCUUGGACACACAUGAGGUCGACGGCCACCUGUCUCUGGACGUCCCGGUGUCUCCAACGUCUCUGUGCAGUCAGGACUUUGCCUUGAUGUUUGGCUGGAGGCGAAGGGAUCCGACACACGAUCCCUUCUUCUUCCUCUCCGCCCCCUCCAUGCGUCCUCGCGCCCUCACUCCUCCCUGCUCCGCCAGUCGUCGCUUUGCUGCCCGCUGCCGCCUCUAUGCUGCCCCCAUGACAGCCAUCUUUGAAGUAGGAAGUGAGGAGGAGGAGGAAGAAAAAGAAGACGAAGAUGAUGAUGUUUUUAUUGAGUCUCCAGGAAGUGAAGGAGAACUGAGGCCGGGGUCGAUCUAGAUGUCAUAAUUGAUCGAUCAGACAGGAAGUUGAAUUCUUCCCUGAUUGCGGCGACGUCUUCCGAUCCUCAAUGGGUUAAUGGACGUGUUGCACUGCCUCAACAAACUGAACCGGAUCGGACUGUAUAACUGAAUGUACUGCAGCUCUCUCUGAUCAAAGACGCGUCUUUAGUCGCCACACUGACGUGUCAGGAAACUACAGGAGCCUGGAGAGGUCAGUGUGGAGUCACUCAGACUUUUCCUCCAGUUAAUCUCUGGUAAAUUGUCUUUUCCUUUUUUUUUUUUUUACUACUUGAAUAGAAACUGAACAUACAUUCAUAUAUAUCGUCAUGGAAUCAGUUUAAUUUUGAUUUUGUCAUAAAAAGUUUGUUUGCUUGAGAUCGUGGAGGAAAUGUUGAAAUAAAGUAGUUUAAAAUAUUUAAGCUGUUAUAUUUUGAAGACGCUGUAAGAUAAAUUAACUUUGACAAAAUGAUUCUACCGUCGAAAUCCAAUAAGCGAUCAGUGUUGAAUCAAACGGUUCUGAUUUGGGACUGUCCAAAUAUGAUUGAGGUGGGCUGAACCUUAUGGAACCAUCCUGGAGCGGAGAUUGUUGCCAAGCAACGCUACACAUUGCUAAUGUUAGCUAGCAUGCUACCAUUGACAGAAACUUAAAAAAUCUCACCCCAGCGUUGGCCACGUCUUUCCGCUCCUCCAGACUCGUUUAACCUUCCUGUUUUGGUUUCUGCUGCACAAAAUGAUGCGAACCUUCAUUCUGUUUACGUCUGCUUCCCCAUGAGGUCCCAGCACAUCUUCAGCUGUGGUCCACAGGUACACAGGAAUUUUAUGAAAACAGGGUUUUAAAAGUAUCUUGUCUGUCCAGACGAGACUUUUAGCACCAUUGGCGAACAAAUCUCUGUCCAUACAUCACACCUGAAUACGCUGUCAUAAACAGGAAGCAGAUUGUUUACUCUGGUCGGUUGCUUAGUAACAGACAACAGGUGAGGACAGGACCUCAGUCUGCAGAGCGAUGUGUGCUGUUCAUUUGAAAUGUAUUAAUACAGUUGGACAUAACAACACCUGGUGACUGUGGGUGUUUAUUCCUCCAGGUCCGGCUCUGCACCUGAGCCUGGAGGAAUAAACACCCAGAACCAUGUUGUUGAUAAGUCAGCUGCAGUCUACAGCUACACAGAAGUAAAAGUAUAAACUAAAUUAAAUAUCAAUCCAAUCCCUCAAUAAUCUUUGAACAGUCCCUCACAUUGAUCAGUUUUUGAUCAUUAUCAACUUUUCUUUCCAGUUCUUUCUUUUCUUAUGAUUUCAGACUUUUAAAGCUGAGCUGGAAGCUCCUGUUGACAUGUUUUAAUCAAAAGGUUUGUUUCUAUGUUAUUGAUAAUGCUAUUGAUAAGGGAUGUAGUUUGUCCUGUUCUGUAAAUAAUCCUGUUUCCUCUUCUCCCUUCAUCUUGUUGCUGUUUCUUCUUCUUCUUCUUCUUCUUCUUCUUCUUCUUCUUCUUCUUCUUCUUCUUCUUCUUCUUCUCCUCUUCUGUAGCAUUUAUUCUUUCAGCUUCAGUCGGACUGAACGAGUCAAUGAGCCUCAAAUCUGUUCUGUUAUUCUUGAAUUAGCAGAUAGUAGGACAACAUUAACAGACAGAAUAUUUAAUGCUUAAUGGAGAAUUUGAACUUAGGAACAUAAUUAUUGUCUCUGUGCGAAUGUAAGAGGUACUCUAUUAACCAUAAAACUACUAUGAAUUAACUGGAAAUAAGAAAGAAGUCAAGAAAAGAACAGAAAACUGGAUAAAAAGUGUUUUUGUAUGAGUGGAGAAAAGAUGGAACAACUGGAAACGUGUGAAUACAGAAUGUUGUAUGUGACAUGGAAGCAAUAAAGGACAAACUGUCAUUUGUUUA
Messenger RNA from Acanthopagrus latus (yellowfin seabream), 8078 nucleotides. RefSeq names its product NHS-like 1a (gene nhsl1a). The transcript is spliced from 9 exons. Gene Ontology annotation, biological process: cell differentiation. Bases 1 to 6201 code for a protein of 2066 amino acids. Lineage: Eukaryota; Metazoa; Chordata; Actinopteri; Spariformes; Sparidae. The record is from RefSeq and is a predicted model, not a curated record.